Anthonomus grandis grandis is the source of this 1527-nucleotide messenger RNA. RefSeq names its product alpha-2-macroglobulin receptor-associated protein. The transcript is spliced from 6 exons. The coding region runs from base 83 to 1210 and encodes 375 amino acids. The record is from RefSeq and is a predicted model, not a curated record. Gene Ontology annotation, cellular component: endoplasmic reticulum; endomembrane system. Gene Ontology annotation, molecular function: low-density lipoprotein particle receptor binding; receptor antagonist activity; heparin binding. NCBI's taxonomy places the organism in Eukaryota, Metazoa, Arthropoda, Insecta, Coleoptera, Curculionidae. Gene Ontology annotation, biological process: regulation of receptor-mediated endocytosis.
UAGGUUAUGUUAUACGUUUUGUUGACAAAAAGAAACAAUCAUCAAUAAUCCAUAUUUGUGUUAAUAACAAAAAACACUAAAAAUGCCCAAACCAACUUGCAUCUAUACCCUCCUGCUACUCUCCUACAUACUCUCACUCGCCGAGUGUCACAAUAAAUACUCAAAAGAAGCGAACCCAAAGAUGGAAGACACCCCAGAAGAUUUCCGGCCAAUUUCCCUCAAACACUUGGAUAGGCCCUAUCGAAUGGCCAAACUGAACUUGCUAUGGUCCAAAGCGGUGCAUCGUCUACCGGAUUCUAAACUAAAAUCUCUCUUUGGUGAGCUAAAAUUGCACGACAAAGAGGAGAUUACGUGGAAACACCUUAGGGCCGAAGGGAAGGACAAGGACGGAUUGAAAGAGGCCAAGCUCCGAGAAAAAUUGAAGACUAUAAUGACAAAUUAUGGUCUUCUCGAUCAGAUUGAUGACGUUCAUGACCCAAAAAAAGUCUAUCCUUAUAAACCACUAAACGAGGCCUCAGACAAGCAUAUCAACAAAAGUCUGUUCAAAGACAAGAAAUUAAAUAAAUUAUGGGAAAAAGCGAUUACGGCAGGGUUUAGUACGGACGAAUUGGCAGCCCUCCGGGAGGAGUUUCAUCAUCAUCAAGAUAAAAUUGACCAGUACUACUCGCUACUUUAUAAAGUAAAAGGAGACCCUGAGGAGCAUGAUCAGAAGGAAAAAGAACAAGAGACAAAUUCUUUGGAUGAAACUUUAGAUAAAUAUAAUCAGAUUGAAUUGCUCGAGGAGAAUGAGGAUCCUAAUAAAGAGUAUCUGGAUAAGGUGAACAUGAUCAGGGAGCACCAUAAGCAAAUUAAAGAUGGGUUUGACCAUCUGGAUAAAUUGGCUUCAACUGGGCCAGCCAGUAAGGAGUUUGUCGAACCAAAAGUUCAAGGGUUGUGGAGGAUCGCCCUAGAAAGUAAUUUCACCAAUUCUGAGCUGCAAUCGUUAAAAACCGAAUUGUUUCACUACGAAAACCGACUACUCAAGUUGAGGCAUAUGCAAGUGGAGCAGGUACUUAACGAGGAAAAACACAAUAAAAAGACGAAGUUUUCCGGUGAAAAACCGCACGGGCAUCAAAUGAUGGAGGACAACAUUAAAAAACAGGCCAGGAAGGUCGACAAGAUUCAUCUUGAUAUCGAAACGAAAAUCAUGCAGAGGCAUAUCGAGUUGUAAUCAGUAAGGAAUGAAUCUCUUUUAGUGUGUGAUUUUAUUGAUCUUUUAAGGUGUGUGCCAAAGCAUUUUAGUUAACACAUUUUGGUUGUAGUUGCAGGGUUUCUUCCAAGCAUAAUGCGUUUUUAGUAUUAAUUUUUAAAUAGUCCAAAAUUCUACUAAUUGGUCCUUGACAGUAAGGGACUUAUUACACUACUAUUACAACCAAAAUAGGGCACUGUUCAUAUAAGGUGCAUGUUUUUAUGUAAUUUUUAAUAUAUUUAUCUCGAGUUGAAUGUUAGCAUAAAUCGUAAUAAACGUUCCAUGUUAAAAGCAGUAAA